Messenger RNA from Ochlerotatus camptorhynchus, 3100 nucleotides. Its product is annotated as choline/ethanolamine kinase. The record is from RefSeq and is a predicted model, not a curated record. The transcript has 8 exons. Gene Ontology annotation, biological process: CDP-choline pathway; phosphatidylethanolamine biosynthetic process. Gene Ontology annotation, molecular function: choline kinase activity; ethanolamine kinase activity. Gene Ontology annotation, cellular component: cytoplasm. Lineage: Eukaryota; Metazoa; Arthropoda; Insecta; Diptera; Culicidae. The coding region runs from base 506 to 2008 and encodes 500 amino acids.
UUAGCACUUCGUUAUUCUUUUUGUCAAUAUUGCACAGGUUUUGAUGUUAAAGCAGACUUUUUGCACGUUUUCGGUUUGUGCCAUUCUCGUUGUAGAUUUUGCGAUUCUUAAUCGAUAACAAGGAAGCAUUUCAAGGCUUGUAUCCGUUCAAAAACUGGAUCGUUAUACAGAUUAAUUACGUGUAACUGUUACAACGCACCAAGUGGUCUGAUUUUGCGCAAAUAUAAUAUAUAUUUCUAAAUAUAUUUUUUCAUCACAUAAAUCGUAGAAGGUGUGAAGAAAGAAGUGUGAUCUUAUAAAUAAACGGUGCAGUGGAAUAAAAUUUAAAAGUGGAAAGCACAAAAAGUGGUACCAAGUCAAAUAAAAAGCACCAUCCGUUUUACAACAUUAUCGUUCAGCCUAUGGUCUCGUCGUUAAUUUUGUAGAGCUGAUAAUCGGUGGUUCAUUCUUGAUAGCACGUAGUACAUUUCUGUUGACAAGUGGGCGACUUUGAGGAAAAUCAAUCAUGCAUUCAAUGAUGAUAAAGGCAUCCAAAUCGGAAUCCGAAAUGCGUGACAUUGCGGCCAGAAUCUGCCGGGACUAUCUGACGGGUGCUUGGAAAACCAUCCCGGCGGAGGAUCUUCAGCUCAAGCGGAUCAGCGGGGGACUAUCCAACUUUCUUUAUUACGUCAGGCUUCCGGAUCAGCAGAACGGCAGCUCCCCGAAACCCUCCAGCAACUGCUACAAACGACCUCGCAAGGAUAGUUAUUCCAACUUGCUGGAACCGAAAGAGGUAAUGCUGCGCAUUUAUGGACAAACACACGGUGAAAGCGCCCUUGAAUCAAUGCUCACUGAAUCGGUUGUAUUCACACUUUUAAGCGAGCGUAAACUGGGACCAAAACUGCACGGUAUCUUCCCCGGCGGAAGAAUCGAACAAUAUAUACCGGCACGUGCGCUGAUGACUUCGGAAUUAAGUGACCCAAAAAUUUCGCUGAAAAUAGCCGAAAAGAUGGCAGCCAUACAUAGCUUGGAUAUUCCCGUAUCGAAGGAACCGGACUGGUUGUGGAACACUAUGAAUCGCUGGCUGAAGAGUGUCGAGGCGACGCUGAAGACUUUCGAGAAGGAUCGAACCAACGGUAACAAGCGUAUCGCUGGUGAUGAAAUCAUCACCAGUUUAAAUCUGCGAGCGGAGGUCGAGUGGCUUAAGUCAGUUAUCGAUAAAGAAGAUCAUCCAGUUGUUUUCUCACACAAUGAUUUGCAGGAAGGUAACAUCCUGUUGCGGGAAGAUUUUUCACCUUCAAACGGUUUGGAAAAUUACGGCACCCUGGACCAAUUUGACGAAUCCGCGCAGUUAGACUCUCACUUUAGCUCAAUAUUAAUUUCCAAUUCUAAUAGCAGCUCUGCCUCUUCAAAUAGCAGCAAAAUCGACACAAACGGGACUGUCUCGACCAAUGACCAAACCGAUGGUGGCAGAAAUCCAAGGAAGCGUUCGUUAGAUGAACCCAUCGAAAGUGAGUUGGAUAGCACAAGAGACUCAGUACUUAGUGGUAACUCACAAGCAUUGUCAGAUCAACCUUGUGACGGAGAACCAGAGCUUAUGAUCAUUGACUUCGAAUAUUGUGCCUACAAUUACCGCGGUUUCGACUUAGCUAACCAUUUCCUUGAAUGGACAUUCGAAUACACCAACUCCGCGGCGCCUUAUUUCUACCACAGACCAGAGCAGUACCCCACCAAAGAGCAACAGGACAAAUUUAUUGCAGUGUAUCUAGCUAGAACUACCUGCUGCGAGGAUGCCGAGGUGCCGAGCGCUUUGGAAAUAGAGGAGGUACAACGAGAAGUGAAAUGCUUCACUUUGGCGUCACAUUUGUUCUGGAGCUUGUGGGCAAUCGUGAAUGUAUAUCAGGAGAUCGAGUUUGGAUAUUGGGAAUACGCAAUCUGUCGUUUGAAUCAAUAUGUUCUCAGCAAGAAACUCUACUCCGAGCUGAUCAGCAACUCGCGAAAUCUCCCUGCCAUAGAUCGGGAGAAGUAAAAUAGCACGUCUUCGGAUGAAUUUCCAAUUAUUCCUUCCUAAACCUUACAUCCCAUGUUGAGACAAAGGGGACACCCAGACAUUAUACACGCUCACAUAAUCCAGUAUACUAAAAUCGGCUAGCACAAACGCAGGACACGCUGAGCCACUUUGCCCAUUGAUCGAAUGAUAUUGACACUGAAUCUGUAAGCUAUCGAUAUACUUUUGAAAAUGGCAACUGUGCUUAAAGGUGAAAAGAAACGUCUUAUCAGGCGGCAUCCGUCAUGACUAGUAAUUGUACCAGUAUUAGUGGCCAUUACUUUUACACAGACACGAAAGAGUACAUCAUUACAACUCGAAGAAAGAGCGUUUAUUUUAAAUCCAAGCAUUUCCACCUGAGUAGUAACUACCGUUAUAAAACAUGAAUUUUUUAAAUAAUUUUCUAAUUGGACAUCAAUCUAAAAGAUAAGGGAGCAGGGGCGCCGGUUUUUUUUUGAACAUAGAAUUUUAAUGUUGUAUUCCGUGCGAGAAAAAAAAAAACAAAACAAAACUAGAGACUUAAGCCAUGAUAACAGUGUGACUGACAGUAGGUAGGCGUAGGAUUGAACUGUGAACGAAUCGUAAUUGAUAUUCGAUAGAGAGAGCGAGAAGGCGUCUUAUGCAAUAAAGUUUCUAUUUCGUGGUAAAAGGAGCAAACUAUUUGUUGUGAUUACUAAUACAAGUAACUUGCCUAGUUAUUGAACCCAAAACAUAUCGAUGAUUCGACCUUAAUUUGAAUAUUAGAUGUAGCAUGAUAAGAUUUUCAGAGAUUAUUCAAAAUAAAACAAAAAAAUGUGAUGAAGAAAACAGCGAUAGCCAAAUUAUAAUCAGAUGUGUAUAUAUUGGAAGGUAAAGGAUUGCACUUGCAACCUGCUCACGUGCAGAAGCUUUUUUUAUUAAUCUUUUCGUGAGAACGUGCAUCUCAAAAUGGCUGAUUGCCAAAAUACUUAAGUAUGUGAACAUACUGCGCUCCGUUUUGCGAUAUAUACUUACUAGACUUAUGCUAUGUGUAACAGUUUUGAAUGUCAUAAGAUUUUUUUAUUUUUCUCAAUAAAGGUGCAAAAAGAAUAUGAA